GAGCCAAGUCGUCACAUCACCGAGCUCCCGACGUUGGCAGAGCCCAGACAGCGAUCGCAGGGUGCAGUGCUGGCUGGCGACUGGUUGGCGGCAGUGGCGCCGCUGAUGAGGCAGCUCUCCCCGAGUGCUCAGACUUGGUGGGCCCAGAAUCUGAAAGAGGCAGAAGACCACUAUGAGCGGUGGCUGCGUGCGACGCCUCAGCAGAGACUGCAAGUGAAGGCGUCUACGAUGGCGAAGAGUUUUGAGGCUGGGAAGUACUGCCUUGUGGAGCAGAGAGGAGUGCAGCUCCUUUUGAAGGCGGUCCCCGAGGCCUUCAGAACGGAUUUGAUAGCGACGAGGACGCUGGCGGUCAACGCCAUUGUGUUUGCCAUCUUGUGUAGAUGGCAGCCCGGAGGCAAGCUGGAGCGUGCCCAGGUGUUGGACUAUCUGGUCCACCCAGAAGCUUCCAGCUCAGUGGAGGAGACGGUGGAGGGCAUUCGCAAGUGGCGACGCAUGGUGUUGAGAGCGAGCGAGCUCGGAGCAGUCCUCCCGGACUCCAGUUUGCUCUUGAAGGGGCUUGAUUCGUUGACCCAGUCUGGCCUGGGGGAUCAUCCGGUGGUUUCCUUCCGUGUGGCUGCGUACCGGAAUGAGUCCAGUGUUGACUUCGCCCCCACUCAAGCCAAGGUUGCCGAGUUAGCCGAGUACUUGUUGGCCGAGUACGAGGCCCUCUCCAUCCAGGAAGAUCCCCGUGCCCAGGGACCCAAGCGACAGCGUGCCGCAGCAGUGAAAGCGGCUGCCAAGGCCGAGGCAAGGACAGGACCGUCAAUGCCGACUCCAAGUGCGAAGAGUGCCGACUCGGCCCCGAAGGGAGGAAAGGGGACGAAGGGGUCCGGAAAAGGUGGGAAAACGAAGAAGGGUGAGGGAGCCGCAAAGCUCCAGAAGGCUCAAGAGGCAACCAGUGAGGAGGCCCAGGAUGCAACGUCAGGGGCCCAGCCGACCACCACCGCCGAUCUGCUCAAGGAGGCCACCGAGGUCAUCAGGUCACUCAAGCUCAAAGCCCUGGUGGUGAGGCAGGGAAGGUUUCCUCCCGAACGUGCACUGGAAGUCGCGACUGAGGGCUUAGAGGGAACCGGGCUCCUUGAUACGGGGGCGUCCACGUCCAUGAGGCAAGCCAGGCCAGGGGAGCUUGAUGAAGGGUGUGAGUUGCGUAAUGUGAACUUGGCAGUUGGAACUGUUAAGCUUUUUGUGAAUCCGGGUGGGACGUUGUUGUCUACGGAGGAUAUUGAUCCUUUGGUGUCCGUUGCGGAUUUGGUUGACAUGGGGUGUCAGCUGUCGUGGUGUGGCCAUGAGUGCAUCUUGAACCACCCCGAGCGGGGCACCAUCCGGCCAUCGACCCUCAAUAGGUGCCCUGAGGUCCCUCGUGAGUUGGCGCUGGAGUUGAUUGGUGACAUCGAGGUCUACCGAAAGGCCCAGCGUAUUGUGAUUAAGGCACUUCGGGACGAGGCGGCCUCCCUGAGCUCCCAGGACUUUGCCGUGUUGCAGCAUCGGCUGUGUCAGGCCGCUCGUGGUGAUGAUAAGGUUGGGGUGCUCAUGUCUGCGUGGCUGAGCCACAAGUUCGGGGAUCUCCCCGCGUGCCUAGUGGAUAGCAUCGCACUACAAUCAGACCGGCUUGGGGCCGGUGCCGCCUCCAAGUGGAACCGCAGGGUUCGGAGGGCCUGUGAACGGGAUGGUGCGUUUGUUGUUGUGGGGCAUCCCAGAGCCUUCAAGGAAGCCGCUCGCCCGUGUGUUGUCUUGGAUGUUGAGACCAAGGAACUGUGCGAGCCGGACACUUGGAGAUACUUGUUGAAGCUUGCUGUGGAUGGCAAGUUGCGAGGGGUGAUUGGAACAGCCCCGGCCGAUUUCAACCUGUGUGACACGUCGCUUCCGGUUGAAAGCAGAGAUGAUCUUGCGAGGGGGCGGCAGACCCUUGCCCUGAUGGUGUUGCUGGAGCUUGCCGCGUGCUUUUAUGAGCCUUUGGUGUGCCUUGGCCAUCCGAGUGGCCAGCCCGCGGGAAUUGUUAAGUUCCCCAAGGUCAUACUUGAGCGACAACUGAACCGUGUGUUGUGCAAGGGCAAGGUGGAUUUGUUCACCAAUGCCGAGCUCCCGUCGGAAGCACUGUGCGAUGUGCCUUCAUUUGCGCCGGAAGCCACCUUGUGGAGUGGCUGUGUCCAGGAAGCAAUCUCAGUUGUUGUGCGGUCUGCGGUUGAGCUGCAGACAGGGAUGUUGAGUCGGGCUGCCACGUUCCGAGCCGCAGGCGUCAAGGCCGAUGCGUCGUUUCGACAGCACCUAGCCCAUGAUCACCUCCCCUGGCGACGUGAUUGUCGCCAUUGCGUUGAGGGAGGUAUUCAGUCCCGAAUGCACCGCCGCAUCAAAACUCCAGAAGGGUUUGUUCUGAGUGUGGACCUGCUUGGGAAAUAUGAGCGGGGUGUUAGUGAACAUCACCCUAAGGUAGUGUGGUGUCUUGUGGGUUGCUACACUGUGCCUGAGUUGUCUGUAGGGCCACAACGGGACCAGGUGACUGCGCAGGACCCCCACCAGGAGGUUUCAGGUGAGGCCGAGGCGCAAGACCUACCUUCAGACGUGGAUUGCGAAGAGUAUGCACCUUCGCUCCCGGGGGAGCCGCUCCUGGAUGAGGACCUUGAUGGUCUCUGGGCUCAUGAAGAGGAAGGGCCCAUGGAAUGGGAACAGGCGGAGGAGGAUUCUCGGGAAUUUGUUCGUGCCGCCGAUGCCGAGCUUCGUGAGGAGGAGGUCAUGAGCCGAGAAUGGGCCGAUCAGGAGAAGGAGCGCCUGAGGACCUCUAAGAUGUACGAGCUGCCGUUUGUGGUGCCCCUCCCGAACAAGCGGGAAGAAACCGUCCUUGAUGGGAUCGCGUUCAUGAUUACCCAGAUCCAGGCCCUUGGGUAUUGUGUGACUCGGCUCCACAGUGACCGAGGCAGAGAGUUCUGCAACAAGCGUCUCCGCUCGUUCCUCCGCCAUCGAGGGAUCUUCAAGACCACUAGCGAAGGAGACCAUUAUCAGCAGAACGGGCGAGUUGAAGGUAUGAUCAAUCGGAUCAAAAGACAGGCGAGGGUACUGAUGACGGCAGCGUCUGUGGAACAUCGGUACUGGCCGUUUGCCCUGCAGCAUGUUGCCGCCAGGAUGAGGUCGAGGCUCAGUCCCGCUCUUGGGGGACCCCCCAGCAAUGUUCUCCCCUUCGGCACCAAGGUUUAUGUGAGAAACCGAAGGUGGAACAGGAAGGGCCAGAGAUGGGCAGCUAGGGGUCUAGUGGGUACGGUAUUGGCUCCGUCGGUUGAGGUUACUAAGGGGCAUGUGGUGCUGUUGAGCGAUGGUAGGUUAAUGAUAACCACGACCUUGCUCACCGAAGUGAUGGACCCAACCGAGCCAGUUCCCAGUGAAGAGGGGGACAUGCAACCCCUGCACAGGGACCUACCGAUAGAUGAACGACCGGUGCCCAUCAUCUCCCACCGCAUUCCUUCCAAACGCACCGUUCGGACGGUUAGAGAGGUCUCGCCCGUGUUGCAGGAGGAGGAUGCUGAAGCCCUCCGGUUGGCCCGGAACCCCGGGACGUCUCUUCAAGAGCUUCGAGAUCAUGUUCUCGGGAGCCGUUGGAUGAGAACCGCGCGCCCAAGGAGCCGAGGCGAGGUGUUCCAAAGGAGACAUACCCAUACCUUGGGUUUUUUCCGCCAUGGAGGAGUGUUGGGCAUCACCGCAGAGUGUCGUCUGUUUCCAGGCUUCGUGGUGUUGUUGUCCCGCCUUGUGAAGGAAUGUGCCCCCGAAGCCAGAUGGACCACCCUAGCCCUCCUUGUGGAUGUAGACACAGCGGUGCACCGAGAUAAGAACAACCUGCCGGGGUAUAAUAAUGUCCUUGUGCCCCUAUGCAUCCCGAAGGUGGGGGGAGGUGUUUGGUGCCAGGCCGAAAAGGGGGGGGACCAGAGGUGCUUGAAUAAUGGAAAGAUGAUUGCAGGGGAACUGUGGCCGCUGCAGGUGUUGGUGCCCUUCGAGUUGGAUCCACGCAAGUUUCAUGCUUCACAGCCAUGGUCGGAAGGAUCACGUGUGGUUUUGGUUGCCUAUAGCCUAACUGCCAUUCAACGCGCAGAGCAAAAUACAGUGUGGAGGCUGAGGCAGGCCGGUUUCCAACUGCCUCGAGAGGCGCCCUUGGAAAUGAAGCAAGACUGUGACUGCGUAGAACGGGAACCCACGGUUCAGGUUGAGGAGUUAGGUGCGGCGGCCCCUCUGGAAAAGGGUUGCCCUCGAGUCGCCAAGCUCGAUACCAACGACCGAGCGGAUGUCGCGGUGCCGACCCCCGUCUGGAGACAGAGGUUCACCGUGUUGGAUGAUGCUCAAGCUGAGCGUGCAAGGAGACAGGGAGUAAGGAGACCGCGUUCUGAGUGGCGGGAAAUUCGGGUUGGGCCACACUAUGGUGAUUUAAAUCACGUCAGGGAUAGGCCCCUUUCAGCGUUUGCCCUCUCGAUGUACUUGGCCAGAAAUAGGUCUUGGGAAGAGACUCCGCUGCUUGAGGUGAUCUGGGGAGGUUAUGAAAACCCGGUACCAUGGUUGUUUGGGUUUCAGCCGUAUGGUUUGACCGAGCGCAACACCCAGUUUGAGCUCGACCGGUUGGGAGAAGUUCACAGUAUGGUGAGGAUCGGAUACGAGGAUGCACCCAAUCUGCAUGGGUACCUGUUCCGAGCGUCCUUUGGGGAUGAAGAGCCUAAGUGGUACUUCAUUGAAUCAAUGAUGACCUUGGAGGAUCGGUUUUUAUCUGCCGAAGCUGUGGGACGAGAUCCCAUUCCCAAUCCUCAACAUCACCCGGGGCACCCACCUCGAGUAGCCUCGCUUCGGGACAGGCAGCCGCAUUCAGCAAAGGCAUCAGGUGUCCAAGUGCAGACGCAUUCAGCAAAGGCAUCAGGUGUCCAAGUGCAGACGCAUUCAGCAAAGGCAUCAGGUGUCCAAGCGCAGCCGCAUUCAGCAAAGGCAUCAGGUGUCCAGACGCAGCCGCAUUCAGCGAAGGCAUCAGGUGUCCAAGUGCAGACACAUUUCGCGAAGGCAUCAGGUGUUCAAGAGCCGCAUUCAGCGAAGGCAUCAGGUGUCCAAGAGCCGCAUUCAGCGAAGGCAUCAGGUGUUCAAGAGCCGCAUUCAGCGAAGGCAUCAGGUGUGCAUCUACGGAUGAUUGAGGAAACAUCUGGUAGCGUAGGGUGGAGUGGAGUGUCAAGUCCGGAAGUAGCGGGUCCUUGCGCAGAGUGGGCAGAAGCUGAAAGAUCCAGUGGGGUUGUACCGCCCGAUAAAGAGCUUCAGACACGCGUGUGGAUAUCCAGCAACCUGGAGGCGAGCGAAGGGAAUCUGGUGUGGUUGAAGUGUAGGGAGGUUUUGUCCAAGGCCUCUAGCGCCGCUCAGGAGGAGGCAAGUCGCUACUAUAGGUCCUGGAAGUCACAAGAGCCCAUCAGUAAAACUGAAGGUGUGAGCCCUCACGCAGCAUGGAUGGGUUUGGGACUCGUCGUCCUCGACCAUGCAGCACGGGGGACCAUCAAUGAGCAGUGUGAGCCGCUCGACGAGUUCCCCCAGGAACUCCCGAUGUCCGACGAGCUGGCAGAGGCUGUCCAUUGGGCCUCCACUCAGGUACCACGCUCCGAGACCCAGGGAUUUGUCGAGGGCCGAGUGCACCAAGGCAUCAGGCGCAGGUUUGGCUACCGACCAGAGACAAUUGGGGGUACCCUCGACCCCAGCCGAUUUCCCCGUCUGUACGAACAGGGAGUCACCCCGGAGCAGUUCUUGGCCAUGAGAGAGCGAGUGUCUGGUCUCUCGUUCAUACAGAGGAUCAUAGUGACUCGCGCUGUCACCGCCGGUGGCAUUGUGGACCCACCGAGGAUGUCGCAACGGGGGGAGAGCGACUUCGCCCGGGAGGUCGAGCAGGCAGAGGCGGAGAGGCAAUUAGCAAGAGAGCGCGUGGCUGCGCUUCGUGCUCCGAGCGGAGCUGAACCAGAAGGCGAUGCCAGUGAAGAGGAGGGACGGUCCGAUGACGAUGUGGUGGCCGGAGACUGGGAGGAUCUAGAAGGGGAGCGAACAGAGGAAGGGACUCACUUCUUUGAGGUGCCUCUUGAGUGCAGCCGACUCCACCGGGCCGACACAUUCCCCCUCAGCAACCAACCCGGAGUGUGCGAACUGGUAGCCGCAGCUAUUCCCCUCGCCCUAGACGAGGAUGCGAGGGAGGAGCUCGAUCGUUGUCAGCUCAGGCUUCAGGCGCUAGUUAAGCGUGAGAGCAACCUACAUGUGCAGGCGGUAGUGUGUGACUCCGCCAAUGGAGGGGAACGUGCUGAGUCCCUUCGCAGUGCCGCACAGCAGGUGGAACAUGCGACCCAGGACCUUCAACACUCCUAUGACGAGGUGUUGCAGACACAUGUGGUGCCCAACGCCGUUGUUGAGCGUGACCCCAGCGAGUGGGUCGGCCCGAUGAAGGAGGAGUACGAGGGUCUGCAAAGGGCAGUCAAGCCGCUGAGCGAAGCGAUGUUGGAACAGUGGAGGCGCGAAGGUACCCCGUGUGAGGUGAUACCAGCCAAGGUUAUUUGCAGCAUCAAGGCGCCCAAGGGGCGUCGCAAGGUGCGAUGCGUGUGUUGCGGAAACUUUGCCCGCAGUGACCGCUGGUCACGAGCAGACACCUACUCCGGAGGGAUCGACGCCGUUACCCUGCGAACGCUGCUGAGGUUCGCAGGGCUCAGAAGGCUUGACCUGGGGAUCAUAGAUGUCAAGCAGGCAUUCCUCUCAGCACCGUUGUUGUCAAACGGGGUGCAGAUCGUCGUCAUGACCCCCGCCAUGUUCAGACGGCACGGGAUAUGCGAGGAAAAGUAUUGGUCUGUGCAUCAAGCCCUGUACGGGCUGACUAUCAGCCCCCGCAGCUGGUCCGUACACCGGGACGGAACCCUCAGCGAGCUGCGUUUCGACAUUGAUGGUGCCCCAGUGAGGAUUUGCCCGAUGACCAGCGACCCGAACAUUUGGACUGUAUACCGUGAGGAAGACAACAGUGUCGUUGUGUACCUUGCGCUGUGUGUCGAUGACAUGUUGGCGGUUGGGGAAACUUCACAUGUCAGCCAGACCUUGGACAAGCUGUGUCAGGUCUGGAAGUGCACCGAGCCCGCACUGCUCUCUGAGACCGGGUCGGUUACCUUUAACGGGUUCGAGGUGUCUUCAGGUUUGGAUGGUACCCUGUAUGUGCACCAGACCAGAUACAUUCAGGAACUGUUGCAGAGGUAUGAGGUUGGGGAGCCUUUGCAAGUGCCAUGUGAGGGUCAGCCACAGACCCCAGAUGAAGAGGACCUAGGUGGUUUUGAAGGCCGUGUGCAGAAGGCCCAACAGCUCGGGGGAGAGCUGUUGUGGCUGUCCACACACAGUAGAUGCGACCUCGCCUACUCUGUGUCAGUCAUCUCCGCAUGGAUGACCAAGUACCCCACCGCGGCCAUCGAGCGAGGCAUCAAGGUUCUCAGAUAUCUUAAAGCCUACCCAGAGGUGUGUUUGAAGUAUGGGACGGCACCCAACGACAAGGGCCCCGAGGGAGCCCUUAAGGUUGAGAGAUCAGAAAGCCUUGUAGAAGGGUACAGCGACGCCUCGUUUGCACCGGAGAGCUCUCGCUCACAUGGAGCCUUCCUGACUGUGUGGGCCGGUGCCACAGUAAACUGGUGCAGCAAGAAACAAGCCUACAUGACGAUGUCAACGUGUGAAUCAGAGCUUGGGGCUCUGAGCGACUCGGGGCAAGCUGUCAUAUCCAUUUGCCCCUUGAUCAACGAGUUCCUGUGGGGCCGUGCGAAGAUUCAGCCAAUGGCUCUGCUGCAGGAGCAAGGGCAUCUCAUCCCAAGAACUCAGGUUGUGCUGUACACCGACAACACAGCAUCGGUGGCAGUGGUGUCCCUCCCGGGAGGAACAUGGCGCACACGGGGGCGGCGGGACAACCCACUGCUGGAGACGAGCGAAGUUGACGCUGCGGUGUUUGGCUACGAGUUCUACGAGGCGGCGGCGCACGGAACGUUCGUGCGAUAUGGGGAUGAUGCCAUGAUGGCGUUUCCCACAGAGAUGCACGGACAGGCAUCGUCGUCAGCAGGGGCGUGGUUGGGGCCAAUGAGAGUGCCACGGCCUACCCAGGACCCACAGGAAGAGGCCCCUAGUCUUCCGCUGUGCGUUACGAAUGCAGGGGGAUGUUUUCAUCGGAUGGGAUGCUCCCAACUGGUGCAUUGCACCAACGUGUCGUCCUACGAACCGUGUGCCCGGUGCAUUACAGAUCCCACCCUGGAGUGGGUGAGCAGUCAACCUGCUAUGUGGUUUUGGACAUCGCGGUACCAUGUCGCCGGAUGCACCCUACGACACAAUGGGGGAACUCGGUACGUACCGUGCAGGCACUGCUUGCCUGGAGUGCGUAAUCGUCGCGGAAACAGGGGUGGAUAG
Molecule: messenger RNA, 8442 nt
Organism: Symbiodinium necroappetens
Lineage: Eukaryota; Dinophyceae; Suessiales; Symbiodiniaceae
Source: the annotation of a GenBank genome assembly